Pocillopora meandrina is the source of this 5102-nucleotide messenger RNA. Lineage: Eukaryota; Metazoa; Cnidaria; Anthozoa; Scleractinia; Pocilloporidae. The record is from the annotation of a GenBank genome assembly.
AUGAUAACUGUACAAUAGCCCACUUUGGAAAAGAGCGGUAGCCUGGAACCGAAGUCGCCACGCAAGCGCUUAUGGGAUUGUUUGGGGGGACGCUCAAGUCGGCCAUCUUGAAUUAUGCCCAAGCACGUAAGUUGUUGUGUGCCUUUGUGCACCAAUAAUUUCAGAAACUCCUUCGGAUUGCUGUUUUAUCGAAUUCCAAAAGAUGAAAGUAUUCGCAGAGAAUAUGUCCGUUUACUAAGAAAUGAUAAUUUGAAGAUAGAGUCUGACAGUACACGCGUUUGCUCUGCGCAUUGGACUGGAGGUAGUAAGCUCAGCAGAACUCACCUUCCAUCGAUAUUUCCUUGGAGCAAGAAGGAAAAGGAGCGACGGAUUUUGUCCAGAACGGAAGUGACUGCAAAUACAGCAAGCAAGAAAAGAAAAGUGGACGUGGGAUCUUCUACCGAAAUUGACGAAGGGACUCUUAUUGAAAUUGAUCACGAGGAGUUCAUUCCGGCCUCUUUUUGCGGUGCAGCGACACAAACUGAAAUGACUGUAGAAAUGCUGGAUCGAAUGGAAGCCGAACUUAAAGAGAUGAGAGAGGAAAAGGAAAGGUUGGCAAGGGAGAGAGACGACGAGUUAUCAAGGGAGUUAAAGAGACUUCAGCAUGUAACGAAAAAUCAGAAAUUUGACAUUGUAAAAUUUAAGGACAGCCCUGAAGAUGUCGAAUUUUACACAGGCCUUCCCCACUGGGAUGCACUUAUGCUCCUUUAUGACCUGGUCAGUCAGAAGGCUCAGAACCUGAACUAUGGCAGUUACGAAAAGAAAGACAGUGGUUCAGAGCAAAAGCUUGGAAGGCCCAGAGCAUUGACUUUAUUUGAAGAGUUUGUUUUGACUUUAAUGAGACUUAGGCUUGGCUUGUUUCAAAAGGAUCUUGCACACAGAUUUAAUGUUUCUGAAACUACUGUUUCUGUUGUGUUUAACACUUGGAUUCGGUUUAUGAGGAUUGAACUGGAGCCUUUAAUUUGCCUCCCCAGGAGAGAGCUUCUACAUCAGUUCAUGCCAAACAUUUUCAAGGAACUUUAUCCAAGGACAGUUCUAAUUAUUGAUGCUGUUGAAAUUCGAGCAGAGAGCCCCUCAUCACUUGACAUGCAGUCAGUGUGUUAUUCCUCGUAUAAAGGAACAACAACUAUGAAAGGACUAGUUGGUCUUUCACCCACUGGAGCCCUGGGAUUUUUAAGCGAGCUUUACACUGGUAGCAUAAGUGACAAGGAGCUUACCAAAAUGUCUCAUGUGAUUGACUACUUGCAUCCUGGGGACGAUGUCAUGGCAGACAAAGGCUUUGACAUACAAGAUGACUUUGCUGCAAAAGGGGUAACUGUAAACAUACCUUCUUUUCUUAAAGGAAAAACUCAGUUCAGCAGAGAAGAAAUGGCACACAACAAAAAAAUUGCUAGCCUGAGAAUACAUGUUGAGAGAUGUAAUGAAAGGAUGAAAAACUGGCAUAUUUUUGACAGCAGAAUUCCUUAACAUUGGCUCCUAUUGCUAGUGACAUGUUUAUAAUCAUAGGGGCACUUACAAACUUUUUACCACCUCUCAUUGAUUAAAGUGUAAUGCAUGAUUCCAGAAAUGUCCGUACUUCCCCAUAGGAGGGUUUUUUCAUUUAAACCCUUCCAACCCCCGCUGCCCCCCCCCGGAAUUUCUAGUUUGCCUUCAUACUUUCCCUAAUAAACUUUGGCUGUUGGGUCCCCCUCCCCUCAGAUUUUCGAAGCCCUUUCAUUGGGUGAGUAUGGACUUUCUGGAACCAUACAACAAUUUUUCACUUUCUACUUGUACAUAAAGCAAUGUUUUUCUCCAAGCAGAUAGUGGAAUCUUAUUUAAUAACCUUUCUUGAUUUGCCUCAUCUUCAAUAAUAUGCAAGAUUGUUCACUCAGACUUUGAUUAUUAUGUAUUAUAAUCUGUGUAUUUGAGCUCCUUCUGUUAAAAAAAAAAGCAUACACACAAAAGUAAAUUACACACGUUAAAUUUCUUGGGGAUAUUAUUUUAGAUUUAAGGUUCAGCCUUGUUUACAUGGAGUGAGUUUUAUCUUAUUAAUGCCUUUCAUAGAACUUUCCCGAAUUCAACCUAAGUGAUUACGAACAAUGAUUUCAAGUCAAUUCUGGCGCAGACAAAAUUAUUGUAAAUUUAUCAAACCACAUGAAAAUUGUUCACCCCAACCUUGAAUUAAAAUCAUUAUUUGUGGGCAUCAAGGCCAAUGUAGGAAAGUAAGUUCAACAACAUACCAGUUUAGCAAAUUAAUUAUGUACGUCAGUCAACAUCCUCUCAUGUCAAAUCUUGAAAGGCCAUAUUUAACACGCGGAUAAGCAAGUUCUACAAGAAUGUGCUCAUUGUAAAAUGCCUCCAGUUUUGGGAGCACUGAACUCCAGAAUUUACGAUCAAAGUUUACUGUCGAAAUGAAAACACCUUCAAUGUCUACAAAUGAUCUGUCUGUAAGCUCUUUAACUCCCUUAAUCACCAGAUCCACCCAUGAUUUCUCUGUAACAAACAACUGUUGCUGGACUUGAUAGUGAUACUUGUGUUUCUGGUUGAUAACCAGCUGUCCAUCAGUUGAACCAGGAAGAAAGAUUCUUUUUCUGAUAAGUCCAUCAUGCAAAGUCUCAUUCUCCUUUAGGAAGACAAGUUUUAUUUCAAUAAGUCCACUGGAACUUGGCUCAGUGGAGUCGGCAUUGUAUACUAAGCCAUCUGGAGAUGCAGCCAAGAAAUUAUGUGAUUUGCUGAUGAAAAGUCCACAUGGUCUCACUAGGACAUUUUGAUUGUUCAGUUUCCUUGAUUUGAUGUAUUCUGCAAUAACAGCACCUUCUCUUGACAAGCCCUCUUUCAUAUAAAUUGUUUGAGGGAUCUGCUUGUAAUGUAAGACUUCACUAAUGGCCUUUGUAAGGGAGGUAGUUGCUUGCAGAGUGGCAAUUUGAUGGCAUUUAGAUGCAGUUAUUCUUAUUUUUCGAUGCAGAUUCCAGUUUUCAUUUACUGAUUGGCCCAUGGUUUCUUUUUUUCAAUUUGAUCAACAUCCUUUUCAUCAGCAAAGAGCCUUUUCUUAACUUUUAUGCAUGCACCUUUCCUUUAUUUCUUCCAAACUCACUGGAUGGCAUUUCACUGGUGAUAACAGUUCAGUUGACACUGGACUACCAUUUCCUUGUUCUGGUUCAACUGGUUCAAUGUGAGUCAAGGGUGUGCAGUAAUUAUGUUCAACCAAAAUCAUUUCUUUAUUUUCCUCCAAAGUUUUCUGCGGUAAAAUGAGACUUAAGGCCAUUUUCUUGCCUGUCUUAUUCUCAAUCUCCUUGACACGGUGCAAUAAAUUAUACAUGUCAGUGUUUGUAUUCGGGUACUGCUGGUGUGGUGCUGUAACAUCCCUUGUUGAUGGAGGAGAUUUAUCCUCACUCUUGCUUAGUUUGCCAUGUUGAUGUUUUUUAAAUUUGGCUUUGGCAAUUGGCAGAUUGUCAAUCUUUCUUUUUCUUGGGACAUUCCAUGCACAUGGCUUUGAAGUGCAAGAAAGUGCAGGGGUUAAGGAAGGAUUUACAGGUGCUUUACUUUGUUUGAAGAACUCCUCCAGUGCAAAUAGUGUUGAAGUUACAUGGUUGCAACGCCCGUCAACUCCAGCUGGGCAACCAUCAUAAGCUGUUACUACACUGCCAUCUUUGUUGAAAACAAUGAAGCAAUUAUACAACACUGUCUUUUUCAUUGAUGGAAGAACUUGACUUUUAACAUAAAACUUUCCGUCAGAUUCCCUGCAUUUAAUGCUAAGGACAUGGCCAGAUUUAAAAAAAUUGUAUCCCUUGACAAGAGGUUUUGCUGUGGAUAAUUGCUUCUUAGCAUCACUCUCUUCAAUCAUGUACCUCCAUAUUGUACCAAAUGAUAUAGCAGGUAAAAUAUUCAAAUCCUUUGUAAAUCCGUCCACUGGAAAGUUUUCUUUGAGUUUUUUAGCGUUAAUUUCUUCCAUGAGUCUCAGGUCUGCCUUAGCUUUAGCCAAAUGGAUUCCACCAUCAGGGUCCUUUAUCUUCGAGCUUAGGCCACCAGCAAUAUAGUCUUUUACCCUGAAACACAAUAGACAAAACACGAACGUAUUAACAAUGUUCUCAGAAAAUUGUCGACUAGCAUCGUAAUGUAAAGCACAGGGGGCAAUAAUAAGAGUUCUUGAAUAAUUUCAAAGCUUUCUUACCUUUGAACAAGCUGCAUUUUCUUUCUAGUUGUUUUAGCUCUACGGCAAAGAAGCCAUCGCUGCAGCUGUUUCACGGUGCAUUCUUCUGGUAUUUCCCGAGGUAAAAUUGCUCCUGGUACAUCUUCUUCUCUCAGCUUUACGCUGUCAGAUUUGUUUCUUUCGAUAACUUCGACCUUAUCGCUAUUUUGCUCUGUUAAAACCUUGCUGUCACUAUUACAUUCCGCGCUAAAUUCCGCCAUGUUUUUGUUUUACUUACGUCCCCCCAAACAGUCCCAUAAGCGCUUGCGCGGCGACUUCGGUUCCAGGCUACCGCUCUUUUCCAAAGUGGGCUAUACUUUAUUGACUGUGCCCCUCAGUUUGGUGGCUGUCCUUUAAUAGUAAGAGGCGACUGUGGAACUGAAAAUGUACACAUUGCAGCAGUUCAGUGAUUUCUGAGACGGAAUUCUCAGAAUCACCUUGCAGGAGCAAAAAGCUUUAUGUACAGCAAAUCUGUAGCUAACCAGAGAAUUGAGGCCUGGUGGUCCUUCCUAAGAAAAAGUAACACUGAUUGGUGGAUGCGUUUUUUUAAAGUUUUAUCAGAAACUGGGCAUUUUGACAACAGCAAUGUAAUGCACAUCGAGUGCCUGUGAUUUUGUUUCAUGGGCUUACUUCAAGAGGAGUUGCAUAACGUGGCAGAGACCUGGAAUUUGCAUCAAAUAAGACCCUAUAAUAGGGAAACGCCUCCUCCUUUGUACCACAUGAGGCUGGUGCUCUCAAUUAUAAAGUCAAUAUUUGGAAAAAUGACUUAGUUGUAGUGGAAAAUAUGUGUGGCAACAGAUCUCAUCCUCUUGGUUGCUCUCUGUUAUUUGUUCACCUCGCAGAAUUGAUAAUGGAAGAUGACAGCUUGCAAAUGCCCAGGAACCCAACUGUUUGA